AUGUGGAAGAACAUGCUAGCCAACAACCAGAAAGACAACUCCAGGCAGCAGACGCUCACUGAGUCAUUCCAGAGGCACGGUAAACCUCCAGCAGACAACGCGAAGGGGAUAAGAGAGGACAGAGAGGAAGAGGGACAGUUCGACUCAUCCACCGUGGCCAUGCCCAGCAACAGUGCCAACCCAAACGCCAUCAUGCCACAGCCCAAAACUCCAGGUAAGAGCCACCUGCAGACACCUGCAUCAGCCCCGGCCACCGUAACCAUUCUCAUCAUUCUCAUUCGCUUUGACUCCUUGAAACUUCCACCGUAUGUCCCUGAUAUUCCUGAGCCAACAACCAGAGCAGAGCUGAUGAAAUACUGGAUCCCUCUAUCUCUGGAUGACAGAACAGCACAGAAACUCCUGUGGCUGUCGGAGGGCGGGGCCAAGGUGUCGCGUAUGUCAGAGGAGGUGUGUCCCGUCCUGGACCGACCUGAGCGAUUUGAGCACUCACCACAGGUGCUUUGUAAGGAGGGUUUACUGGGCCAGCGGGGGUACUGGGAGGUGGACUAUGAGGGCUGGGUGGUGAUUGGAGCCGUAUGUGAGAGUGUCGGGCGGAAAGCCCAGGACGGGCCCUGUGGCCUGGGAGAGAAUGAUGUGUCGUGGGGUGUGGGCUGGGCAGGCUCCAGCUACCACGCCUGGCACAACAGUGAGAACACCGAGAUCCACGCCCCCUUCUGUCCCAUCAUGGGCGUGUACCUGGACCAGCCUGCCGGAAUCAUCAAGUUCUUCAUGGUGCAGAGCAGUGAGGAUGGGACCAAAGAGGUCCAACUGCUGCACCACUACAAGACCACAGUGAAGGAGAGGAUCCUGCCGGGAUUCUGGGUGGGCAGGAAGUCCUUCUGCUGGAUCCGAAAGAAGGACCAGUAA
Molecule: messenger RNA, 906 nt
Organism: Chanos chanos (milkfish)
Lineage: Eukaryota; Metazoa; Chordata; Actinopteri; Gonorynchiformes; Chanidae
Product: tripartite motif-containing protein 16-like protein
Exons: 5
Coding region: 1-906 (301 amino acids)
Molecular function (GO): protein binding
Source: RefSeq, a predicted model, not a curated record